Messenger RNA from Phytomonas sp. EM1, 1012 nucleotides. Lineage: Eukaryota; Euglenozoa; Kinetoplastea; Trypanosomatida; Trypanosomatidae. The record is from the annotation of a GenBank genome assembly.
GUUUAGAAAUUAAAGCAGACACGAGUGGUCAUAUGUAUACAUAAUACUUAGAGCUGUACAUAUUACAUUUAUAGUGAGUAGGAUGAAUGGUGGGGUACUCAAUGCAGAGCAACGGAGCUCUAUACGGCCUGCUGUUAAAUUUUUAAGUGAUUACUAUACCACUGACCAUGAGCCACUGCAAUAUCUUCUUCACGAGUGGCAAGUUCUGAACCGCAAAAUACAAGAAAAAAUAUUGAGGCUCCAGCCAAAGAUGCCGCGAACACCAUCCGCACAGGAAUUCCAAGGAGGCACGAGUUUCAACGCGUCUGGUCACCACGAACACCGUCAUAGGCAUAUACAUCAGCAAGAGCUCUGCUGCAACUCUGCCUCAGAGUGUGCCUCAAAGGCUCCGUAUCAAUACCAGCCGAUGAGGAAUACGUUGCAGGAAACUGGUGCCUCCCAUGAUUCUUCCUGUGCUCCUCCGACGCCUUCCUCUGACUCGUGCUCGUCGACGUGCAGCGCACACGAGCGCCACACACGCUAUACUAAUAUCAGCACUGCUUAUCGCCAAGUCUCGGAACCGUAUGGUCGACACCACGAAAUCGAACGACAACGCAAAUUUCUCGACGAGUACAAGCGUCUUGCGAAGCCUUUUCUGCCGUCCAGCGCUUCCAUGGAUAUUUUAAGUAAACCAACGCGUUUGAUGCUCGGGGAUUGUGCGCGCGACGUUUAUCAGAGCAUCGCGUCAGACUGGAAAGAGGCUAAUCCGAUAGUUAUGUCCACUGCUGAGGAUCUUAUUGUCAUUUAUUUCUGCUUGAAAUCGCUCACACGACGGCAGUCGCUUCUUCUUCUAAAGUACAUGAAUGGUGCCUUGAAGCGCUGUGCGGCGAUCUCACAGUAUGGUCUUGCAAAGGUUCCUGAGGGUUGGAACAUAUUAACGGACGAUGGGUAUCUGAUGUACACCCUAAGGCCGGAUUGGGUGAAAGCACAGAGGUUCCUCCCACCCUCAGUGGUGCCCCUCCCCGCUUCAUAA